AUGUUGCGAGUCGGGUCCUGGCUGUACGGCAAGAAGCCGGGGCAGUCUAUGGACUCGCAAGUUGAGAUAAAAGACUUGGUUGAUGCGCUGACAGCGGCAACCCUCAUUCUCAAUGAUGAUGUUGAUGGUGCGGAGAAUGGUCUCUCUACGGGUACUUCGUCUUUUCACAAUCUGGGUAGAGGUGUGGUCGCAUUCAUCCGGGCGACUUUAGGCUUCGAGCAGGAGAUUAUGCGACAAGCAUCCGAGCGCCUUUAUGAAGCAGAAACCAGCGCCGCCAACGACCAAACCCGGUCCCAGCAAAACGCGCAAUCGCCCAAUGCCUUUCACUCCGAUAUCUAUGCCCCCGGUACCGAAUAUGCGCUAUGCCAGGCAAUCGCCCAAUUGAUGAACGCGGUUGUUGGGCUACUAAAUGAAAGCCUGACGGACUGCGUCAAAGCAUUCUAUCGCCUGAAGAAGGCGUAUGCCACAUUAGACGCUAUCAUGAAGAUGGAAGAGAAGUUCAUGGAGCAAAGGGGUACACAGAAAGUUCUACUGCCAACUGCGGGUGACCUGUCAAGCUCGAGCUCCGUAUGCCCAGACCCGACGUCGGAAUCAGCCAGCCUUUCAUCGAGAAAAAGCGCAAAAGCAGCUAUCCCCGACCAAACAGAGCUCAAUUCGUCAAUGAAUAGAUUGGCGAUCUCCCCCGGAGCGAAAUCUCCAGCCACCUCAACAGGCACUUCUACACCUGCAACACAUAUUCAUCACGACCCUGACUCGGACAUCUUCAAAAACGAAAUCGAUGUUUUUGUGCACUCUGGCACCAACUUCUGCCUCGGUAUUCAACUUUUAAUGAUAACUUUGGUCCCACCCACAUUCAGCAAGCUUCUUUCCAUUAUUGGCUUCCGCGGCGACAAGCAACGCGGGUUGAGAAUGCUCUGGCAAGCCAGCAAGUUUCACAACCUUAUCGGUGCCAUGGCUGCUCUGACUUUGCUGGCAUAUUACAAUGGCAUUGUCCGAUACUGCGAUAUUACGACCGACUCAACUCCUGGCGAGGCCGAUGUCGAGGGAUACCCUCAGGAGAGGUUGGCUUUGUUGCUGACUGAGAUGCGGUCUCGGUUCCCCAAAAGCCGGCUUUGGAUGCUCGAAGAAUCGCGGAUGUUGAGCGCCAAUAAGAAGCUGGACAGCGCCCUGGAACUGCUGUCAACGGACAACAAGAGUCCACUCCAGCAGGUCGAGGGUUUGUGCGUGUUCGAAAAGAGCUUGAACGCACUGUUCCUCCACAAAUAUGAGAUCUGCGCUGAAGCAUUCCUUGAAUGCGUGGAACUUAACUCAUGGUCUCGUUCAUUGUAUUACUACAUCGCUGGAUCAUGCCAUGUUGCCUUGUACCGGCAAUCACUCCACGACCCAAAGCUUGCAGAAGAACAUGCGAAGAAAGCCACCGUGUACAUGCGAAAGGCACCUGAAUUCGCCGGGAAAAAGAAAUUCAUGGCCCGACAACUGCCAUUUGAUACCUUUGUGAUCCGGAAGCUUGCCAAAGUGGAGGCGCGCGCCAAAGAAUGGAACGUGCCUUUUGUGGAUGCGAUUGGAGUCGACCCCGUUGAAGAAAUGAUCUUCUUCUGGAAUGGACACAGUCGCAUGACCAACGAGCAGCUGGAAGAGUCUCUGACCCGACUAGAAUGGUGCGAAAGCGAAAAGAACAAGACAUGGUCUCGCGAGGGAGUUGAGGAAAAGGCAGUCCUGGAGCUUGUCCGGGCUGCCGUUUUGCGAUCCCUGUGCAGACACGAUGAAGCGAAAAAUAUCCUGCAGACCCGCGUUUUGAACCACGACAAGGCUCUAUUCAAGGCCCAUCUGAAGGAUGAUUGGGUUCACCCAGUGGCGCAUUUCGAGAUGGCCGCCAACUUCUGGAUGGAGCGUCCCACUUACCAAACUCUGCAUGGAAUUACUUCCUCCAAGGCGUUGGACGAUGCGCCCGUGACAUCUGGGGAGACGAGCCUGGAGGCCGAGAGAAAGCAGGUGGCUGAGUGCAAGAAAUACCUUGAUCAUGCUGCUCGCUGGGAGGCCUACGAGCUUGACACUCGUAUUGGACUCAAGGUUACUGCUGCGAUCGAAGCAGUACACAAAUGGGAGAGCAUGCACCCCACCGUCUAA
This is a messenger RNA of Penicillium griseofulvum, 2127 nucleotides long. Its product is annotated as TTC39/IML2 family protein. Gene Ontology annotation, cellular component: cytosol; mitochondrial outer membrane; nucleus. NCBI's taxonomy places the organism in Eukaryota, Fungi, Ascomycota, Eurotiomycetes, Eurotiales, Aspergillaceae. The coding region runs from base 1 to 2127 and encodes 708 amino acids. The transcript is spliced from 6 exons. The record is from RefSeq and is a predicted model, not a curated record.